AUGGCCUCUCCCAAUACAUCUAAAAUUCCUAAUGAUAAAGGAGUAUCUUCUUUUCCACAUAGCCCAUCACGCAACAGUACACGAAAUACCUCACAGCAUGCAGUAAAAUCUGUCACUAGCUUGCUCGAACCGCACAGACAUCCAAGUCACGGCCUCGAAGUGGUGGUCGAAGGAGCGACCCAUGUGGUCCACCGUGAAAAUGAAACUUUUGUAACCCAGCGGGGAGGAAAAAUCAUCCAAGGAGUCAUGACUGGACACAAGAAUGAGGCGUCUACUAUGCUUGAAAACCGUCAGACAUUGCAAUCCACUCUGCUUCUCCAGAAAAAGCGGGAGAUGCAUGCCAUUCAAACCCUCCUUGAAAAAAAACGAGUUGAAUUUUCCAAACGCAUGGAAGAGUGUCGAGAAAAGCAAGAGGAAUUGAAAGCCAAGCAAAAACAAAUCAGAGAUCGAGUGACGAAAUUUGAAAAGUUUCUCAAAGAAAACGAUGCAAAACGACAACGAGCAAAUGUGAAAUCCAUCAAUGAAAAAAAGCUGCAUCGUCACAAAACAUAUGAAAGAUACCUCCAAUCCAUAGUGGACUCUUUACCACCUGAUUAUCUUGAUGUGAACGAGCCCCAUAUCAACGAUAUCAUCAUGCGACAUAAAACGCUUGUAGAAACCAACGAUGACCUGAAAAGUGUCGUUCAAUGCAAUCAGGAUGAGGUUGAAAAACUUCAAGCAAAGCUUGCUGGUUUAAUUAAAGACAAGAAUGACUUGAUCCUUGUCUACAACUCAAAAUUAGGUACACAGCAAAAGUACCUUGAUAAAAUCAAGCAGAAUAGUGCAUAUCUUGAACAGCGUAUUGAAGAGCGGGACAACUCGAGCAAAGAGAGAAUGCGAAUUAUUAGUGAAACCAAGCUUGCUAUUGAUGAUUUGUAUGAUCGAAUUGCUGUACGAUCUCGAGUGGUCAACGUGGUUCAGAGCGACACGGUCGGCGGGGAAGGCAACGAUGUUAAUGUGCAGGGACCGAAUACGGUGCCGGUGACUACUGGAGUCGCUGCAAUCAUGUCCAUGAGCGCAUCUACAGAGCAAAAAACACUGACAGAAAAACUACACGCAUUGCAGUAUAGAGUGCUUGAUAUGCAAGAUAUCACACAGGUUGCUGAAGCAGAUAGAAAACGACAGGCUGUAUAG
This is a messenger RNA of Batrachochytrium dendrobatidis JAM81, 1173 nucleotides long. RefSeq lists its product as uncharacterized. NCBI's taxonomy places the organism in Eukaryota, Fungi, Chytridiomycota, Chytridiomycetes, Rhizophydiales. Bases 1 to 1173 code for a protein of 390 amino acids. The transcript is spliced from 7 exons. The record is from RefSeq and is a predicted model, not a curated record.